AAGAGGAACUCUACAGAAGACGAACUCUGCAGACGAAGAACUCUGCAGAAGAUGAACUCUGCAGAUGACGAACUCUGCAGACGAAGAACUCUGCAGAAGAUGAACUCUGCAGAUGACGAACUCUGCAGACGAAGAACUCUGCAGAAGAUGAACUCUGCAGAAAACGAAUUCUGCAGACGAAGAACUCUGCAGACGAAGAACUCUGCAGAAGACGAACUCUACAGAAGACGAACUCGGCAGAAGAUGAACUCUGCAGAACACGAAAUCUACAGACGAAGAACUCUGCAGAAGAAGAACCACAAAAGAAAAACUACAGAAGAAGAACUACGGAAGGAGAACCACAGAAGAAUAACUCAACAGAAGACAGAAGAAUAA
Messenger RNA from Lottia gigantea (owl limpet), 375 nucleotides. RefSeq lists its product as hypothetical. The annotation marks the transcript as partial. The record is from RefSeq and is a predicted model, not a curated record. NCBI's taxonomy places the organism in Eukaryota, Metazoa, Mollusca, Gastropoda, Lottiidae. The transcript has a single exon.